GUGGAUCAUGGCAAUAUCACCACAUACAGUGCACUACUAGCUCUAGAUGUAUUAACAUGUGUGAAUUACAGCACAGCUUAAAUGAAGAUGGCACAAGAUUUUAAAAUCCAUAACGGUAAUUAAUUCGCAGAGGGCGUGUGAUUAAAGUGCUUCCUAUUACAGCGUAAUAAAAAUUUGCUCCCGGACAUAUUAUGAUGGUGAAAAAUAAAGAGAAAUCCAAUCAGAACGGCGCGGGCGGGAAAGAGUGGCGCGAGCGGAGUGAGCCGCUGCUCGCCGUGCCUGAGGAUGAAAGUGAACAUCCUCCUCACAACCUGCCGCGUCUGAGCGUGGUGCUACCAUGUAGCAGUACUUCCAGCGUCGAUCACGCCCCAAACAAACCACGGAGCACUCUCUCACACGGCGAUGAAUCAAUGACUGUGGUCUUGUCAGCGUUUUACGCUAAGUUACUGAUAGUGUUAGGUCUGGCAUUGCCGGUCACUAGCACGAUACAGAAUGAACUCGUUACAAACAUUACCUCAGAUAUAUUUACCAUGUAUUUGUACGUUGUUAGUAUGCUCUUUUUGGCCUACACAUUUUAUCAUUUGAGCAGAGUGAAGAAAAGUAAAGAUGUUAACGUGAAGCGAACUCGUUACGGUAGUUUUUACUUGCAUAUCGGCGUGGCAGGUUUUAGUGUUGGCUCCAUUAUCUACUCGUGCCUACAAAUCGCCGAGUACUUCGAUCUGUCCGGAGACUGUCAGAUAAUUAUAGUCGCCUUAAAGCCGACUCUACGAAUCUUAUUCAUGGUGGCACAAAGUGUAUUUAUAUUUUCCUACACAGAUAUACUGGACCCAAUGCGAGGAGUGGUCCUAGAUAGAUUCGGUUUGAUGCAUUUAAUUGCCACAAAUGUUUGCGAAUGGCUUAACGUAAUCAUACAGGAGACGAGGGAUGACAUUAUCGCUGUAGCUUACAACAGCCUACCUUUCAUAAGAUACACCACUAUUGAUAAACCAACUAAAUCGCCCAUAGCAACAAGCGAUAAAGGAAACUACUUAUAUCAAGAUUACAACAGUACAAGUAUAAGCAAAAAUAUAACAAUACCCGUAGAAAACUGGAGUUGUAAUAUAUCUGAUAUAAUUACGCCAUUAAUUAGAUCAGCCAAUCCGUACCUCAGGCCCUGCGGCGUCGAGUACAGCCUUCUUUGUUCCAUCAUUAUAGUGGUGAUUUGGAACGAUAUUUGCACCGUACCUGGAUCGAAACCUCUAAACGAUGUCAAUUCGAAUGGGAUUUACACGAAAGAUGUGAAGCAAUGCUGUACUAGAAUUAAGUCCAACAAUCACUUCUCUGUGGAUUGCGGCAGCGCGCACAAAGGUCUGUUCAUGGGUAUAGCCGUACUCGCCGGCACCAUUGUAAGCCUCAUGCUUUUCAAUGGACUCUUCCAAAAAGACAAACAUGAGGAACUCGCUUUAUUACAGAUCAAUAUAUGGGAGACAGUUCUGUUUGUUAUCAUGGCGAUCGGUUCAGGUGCCUGUAUUCAGAGAAUGCGUCUAUUAACAUUGCGCAAAAUAUCUACCACAAUGCCUCUGGAGCACGCGUUGCUUCUUGUCACACAAUGUGGGGUCUAUCUUUAUUAUCUCUUUCAAAUCAUAGGAGCUGGCUUUCUAAUUCAAAGAUAUCCUGAGGCCCGACGAGCGACAAGGAUAAUAGCACCGCUAUGUGCAAUUAUACAGAGUUCUUGCCAGUCUUUGCUGGUGCUAGACGCGUGGUCACGGCGAUGCGCGGGCACAGGCGGCAGACCCGGUCGGCAGCUUGUAACAUUUCUCUUGGUCGGCAACUUUGCGCUGUGGCUACUCAAUCGUGUGAAGAACGCGAGAGCUGAAUACCAUCCCCUACAAAUGGAGUUUUUCGGAGUAUGGGCAUGGACGUUGAUCACGCACGUCUCGGUGCCACUUUUAGUUUGCUACAGAUUUCAAGCUACAGUCUGCUUCUACGAAAUAUGGAAGAACUCGUACAAAACCAAAAACGAUGCAAGCAUUCGCGACGAUAAUGAAUUUGAACUGAAAAAUCAUGUAGCUUAAUGAAAAUAAAUUUCCUU
Messenger RNA from Papilio machaon (common yellow swallowtail), 2071 nucleotides. Its product is annotated as proton channel OtopLc. Gene Ontology annotation, biological process: proton transmembrane transport. Bases 192 to 2054 code for a protein of 620 amino acids. Lineage: Eukaryota; Metazoa; Arthropoda; Insecta; Lepidoptera; Papilionidae. Gene Ontology annotation, cellular component: membrane. The record is from RefSeq and is a predicted model, not a curated record. The transcript is spliced from 10 exons. Gene Ontology annotation, molecular function: proton channel activity.